AUGAACUCCGAACCGGGUAUCUCGCCCCUCUGUCCUCCAACGGAGACCAAGAGGACAGUUCUCGAAAGAGAAAGCGAGGGUGAAGGUGAAAGAGAAAAUGAGAGAGAGAGUGAAGAAGGCGAGAGAGGACCCACGACGCCGAACGACGAGCAGAGCCUCCCAGAGGAAGAGGGAUCUUUGUCGCCUCAGUGCGACGAAGAGAGAAGGCGGAAAGCGAGAGAAGAAGUCGCUUACCUGCUUCAGCAGCGCGAGAACCUCCGGAACGUCCAUCGCCUGCUCCAGCAACAACAUUCUCUGCUCGUCGCCCAACGGCGCGAGAGAGAACGGGGAAAGUUCGUCUGCGAGACGAAGAAGGAAGCGAACUCGAGACUCGAGGACGAGGGAGAAAGGAACCAGUCCGAGGUCGAGGUAUCGCGUGGAUUCCGAGUUGAGAACGAAACGAAGCCUGAGGUUUCGGAGCAACAGUGUGCGAAGAGGGAAGCUGAUCCUUACGCCGUGAACGCGGAGAAGGAGCAGCGCUUCUGCUCGUCUGUGACGACGGCCAACGGGGGCUCGACUCGCUUUUCUUCCUCCGCUGGAGAGCAGAGCUCUCCUGUACCUGCCGGAGAAGCAGAAAAUGAUGGAAGGGAGGGAGAAGCAGACGAGGCUUCCACUGAGGCAGAGCGCUUCAAAGACGAGGGAGAAGCUACAGAGACAGAAGCUACAGGCCGCGAGCCACGGGCGCAUUCGGAAGCGGGAGACGCAUGCGCCGAGGGAAGCAGCGAACAAGAUGGCUGGGGCGCAUCUUUCCGGAGUGAAGACGAAAGGGAGACUGGAGCUGCUGAGCCUGGAAAAGCCUCAGAACCGAGCGUCUUUGAGGCGUUCGAAUCGUGUCUUGCAAACGAAAUGAAGUUCGUAGACUCCUGUCACCUCUCGUCACUCAAUGAUCCUUCGGGACCAAGUGAUUUGUCAGCUCCCUCGCCUGUUUCUGCUGUCCGUCCUUCCGUGACUCCAAACCCAGGAGAGGGCAGCCAGGUGUCUGCGUCGCGCUACGAAGCGACUUCGCCUUCGUCUCCGAAUCGAGGAGAAACUGCAUCCUUGUCCGAAUCGGUGUCUCGCCUUCCUUCCUCUUCUUUCCAGCCGUCGUUCUCGAGUUCCGCGCGGUUGCCCUUGCCUUCCCUCGCCUGCCUUUCUUCUCGCCUCGCGGCUGUGGUCGCGGCGCCUUCCGACUGGGCGACCCUGGAGUAUGCAGACACCGCGGCGCCGGCCUUCGGCUGUCCGAGUCUCCGUCUCUCCCCCGCCUUUGAGGUCAAUCCCUUUCGCCGCCAAGAGGACCUCGAAACAGAACAUCACCCGAAAGACAGAGAAGAAGAGAGUGGAGAGGAAAGGGGAGACGACGAGGAACAGGAGGAAGAGACGCGCAUGCGUGAAGUGCCUCCAACGUGUCUCGCCGGGGGGAGAGGAACCGAGAGUGGAGAGGGAACUUUACGGAAUGCGGCGUUUCUGGAGGAGCAGACUGUGGCUGCAUCUUCUCCUGUCUCGGUUGAGAGCACGCAGGACAGGCAGAGAAACGAGAUUGGCUGUCUCCUCCCCGGCAGGAAAUCUGCUUCUCCUCUCCUUCCUUGUGUUUCCUCCCCUGUUUCUUCUCACGGCUCUUCCCCUCUGCCUCAACAGCCCUCUGCUCUGUCUUCGCUGCUUCUGAACGAUCCGCGUUCACCCUUGUCUCCGAACUCCUCUUCGCAGCGUCCAUCCGUCGCUUCUCUCUCUCUAAAGACUCGCCGCAGUCAGGAGCCCAACAGUGGAGAAAAGGAGUCUCUUCUGUCUCCCGGGAAGAAGCCGGGAGAGCAGCCAGAACCAGCGAACUGCGUACGAGCCUCAGAGCUGCGAGAAACGCACGCGCAACCAUUUCUCGCUGGCGGAGAGUCUCGGGGUUUGUUUGUUUCGUGUGUCGCGCUGAAUCGCGGCGAGAUUUAUCGCUCAAGUUCUUUGUCUUCUCUCUCUUCUCGGCCUCUGGAGAAGACCGACCGAAAAGGCACGCGCGCAGGAAACUCUCACGCUGAAUUCUCCGAGCAAAACGCCGCGCUCACUGCCUCUCUGUGUUCUUCUCGGUUCUUCCCGCCUGGAACGCAAAGGGCGCAAAUGUCACCUCUCCCGUCUCCUCCUUCUCCUUCUGCUCCUUCUCCUUCUGCUCCUUCUCCUUCUUCUUCUCCUUCUUCUUCUUCUCCGUCUUGGUCUGAGGCAUGUCCCUUUGGAGGACGGGAGGUGUCUGUGCCUUCUGCGUCUCUUCCUCGGUCCUGCGUCUCCAACGGUUCUCUGUUCUCAGCUUCAUUCCGCGCCUCCUGUCCGACUCCGAGUUCCGAGGCGACUUCUCUCUCCGCUUCAGCCGCUGCGGGUGCUUUCUUCCCGGCUUCUCUGCCGCUCCACCAGUCUCUGCCUGUCUCUUGUCUCCUGUCGUUGAAUCCGCUGCAUGCAGUCUCCUCUCGCGGGGAGAAGACUUCGAGUUUCGACGUCUGCAGAGUCGAGUUCCUCCCCACCGCCACCUGCAAGGCUUCACUCCUCACAGUGAAGGCGAGGGCGCACCGCGCGUUCCGCGCUGAGAUGAACAGUGGGGGCGCACAGGCGAGAAAGACUCGUCUUCGAGAGCAGCGCGCGAGAGAAAAGCAGAGGCAAAUGUAUGCGAAGGAGCAGCGCGUGCACGUCGCGGAGACCUGGGAAGCAAGGCACCGGCGCCAGAGAGAAGAAGAAAAAACGAACGAGCUCGGAGUCACCCUCGCUGCUUCUCAAAGCUCCCUGUGUUCGUCCUUGAGUGAGGUAGAAAGCGAGGAAGAACCGGAAGAGAAAAACGUCUUCGCCGAGGCCGAAGGGCUCCGGGACGAGAAGGGCCGCCUCAUCUGCGUCCCCAGCGUCUUCGUCUCGCCGUCUUUCUCCACCCUUCUCCGGGUGUCGGCUUAUAUUCGGGUACACGCGGAGGAGAGGGACCCUGAGGAAACGGAAGAAGAAGAAGCCGGAAUGCUCGUCCUCGGGUGGAGAGAAGUCCUCGAACACCGGUGGGGACAGUGCGACCGACUCACGCAGCCAAAUCUGCAGGCGCUGCUUCAAGCGUUCAUGCCGCGGACCUGGUUCCAGUUUUUCCAGUUGGCGCAUCUGUCGUCUUCGUCUUUUUUCUCCUCGCUCUUCCCGGCUGCUGCGAUGGCGCAUGCAAGUGCUGUCUCGCCUCCGAAUCCCCUUUCUUCGACCUUUCUCGAGGAGCGUCUUGCGGCCUUUUCUCUGCUCCGCGACCGCCUCUACGACAUGCGACACCGUCUCGCUUGUUGCUCACGCUCUCUGCUGCCUACUCGAUCACUUUCUCGAGUCCGGGAAGAACGAGAUGCAGCGACACCGCGCAUGCAGGAAGAAGGAAAAAGCGCAGAAAACGGAGCAGAUAGAGCAGAGGGGACUGACGAUGGGAGAGAGGAAGACGCAUCUGGAGACGCGUCCUUUCUCUCGCGGGAGGCUCCGGAGUGUCUCAGUUCACGGAAAAGCGAGGCAACCAAGCACGAGGCGGACGCUGGUCAACAGGGUCUCUUGAGUCUCCUUGGCGAGGUCUCUCAGCUGUACCUACAGAUGGUGAACAUGAUUCAGGAACUCCAAGUCUCUCGCUUUGGUCGGCAAAAAUGGCUCGCGAGCGAAACUCCGGAAGUUUCUCCUCCGCAUCUCUCGGGAGUGUCGGACCCCUCGCCAUCCCCGUCUUUCUCGUCUUCUUUCUCGUCUUCUUCCUCACCUUCUUUCUCUUCUUUCUCGUCUUUCUCGUCUUCCUUUCUUCCGUCAGUGCCCGCGAGAGCGGAGCGCCGCGUCUUCCAGAAACUCGUGGUUCUGCAGCAGAGCGUCGACUCUUUUCUCGCGGCUUCUUGCUGCAUGGAGAAAUGGGCCGCCGACCUCGUCCUUUCUCAAAAGGUGACUCGCGCGCUCGAGAGGAGGGCCAGAGAGACUGUCUCCUUGGAAAAGCGAGAGAUGCCUGCACUCUCCUGGCGCUUCGGUGUGAGAGGCUCGGCGCAGGCAGACCGGAAAAAACUCGAGACGAGUGGAGAGACAACGCGAGGAGACAGCCCCCAGAGACAGGCCGAGGCGCGCCCGCCUGAGCAGACGGCCUUCUCCGUCUCUGCAGCGCAUGUUGAGAGCCAGCAAAAAUUCAUCAAAAAAGUCGUCAAAACUUGCGUCAGAGACACGCAGCAACUCGACAGACUCAGGGACGCUCUCAUCGAGUUGAUGUAUCUCCGAGGAGAAGAGAGAGGAAGCGAGGAAGAAGGCCCAGCUCUUGUGGCUUCGAGGUCUGCCUUCGUUUCUGCCUCAAAUGCAAGAGCAACUGGAGAGGAAGCCUCUGAGAAGGGAUUUCCGUUUUCUUCUUUUCCGUUACACUUUCGAGACCAGCUUGGUCUGACGACAGAGUCUGCUGCAUCUCUACUUCUUCUCUCCUUCGCUCUCGAGGCUCGACGUCCAGCUGCAGUGUGUCUCGCCUUUCUUCGCGCCUCUGCUCCGCAUCUCCUCUGUCCUUCUCUUUCUUCGUCUUCGUCUUCGGCCUCCUCUUCUCUCUCUUCUUCUCUCUCUUCUGCUUCUCUCUCUUCGUGUCUCGCCUCUCUGUUGCCACCGGGGUAUCUGGAGGAUCCGGAGGCCCUCGCAGUCGAAGCGGUGCGAGUGGAGACAGAAGACUCGCGGCGCAAAGAAGAGACGCCAGAACAGGGUGUUUCGACAGACAGGCAGGGUAGAGAGGAAGGACGCGGCAGCGACGCGCGGAGAGGAGAGGAGAAGCAUGGAGCCGGCGAGCGUGAGCCGAGCGUCGGAGAGCAGCACUGGGAGGAGUUUCUUCGCGCUCUGGAGGACCCGCGAGAGGAAAGAUGUCAAGAGCGAACAGGCGAGAGGCGCGCCUGUCGGAAGGAAACCGCGAGUUCUCAGAUCCAGUUUCCUUAUCUGGCUUCCGGUGCCUCCGUUCCCGAUCCUUUCCUCGAGUCUCAGGACCCGGCGCAGAGUCCAGGAGACGCGAAAGGUGGAGAACUCUCACCAUCCUGCACUGUGGCGAAGCGCAGAGUCCAUGUGAGGUCUUCGGAGGAAGGCGCGUUUUCGAAACUCGAGAGGCUUUUGGAUCCAACGCUUCUCGACCCAGUCGGCUUGAAGCGUUUCCUCGCGCUGCCGUCGUCUGAGGACUUCCCAGGGCCGUCGAGAGUCUCGACUCUCUCGGCCUUUGCCGAAGACGACUUCUCGCUCUCGUCUGGCGACGCAGCUGCACUCUGGAGAGAAGUCCGUGAAACUGUGCCGCAGAGAAGAGAGGCGCGGGAGGGCAGGUCGCGAGGACUCCAGAAACCUCUGAAGCCUGUCCCCCGUCUGCCGGCCUUCUCCGACCAGGUGUCUUCUCCCCACACUGCGCGUUGUUUGGGGCAUCAACGACUCGCGGAGAAGACAGGCGAGCAGGACGCGCGAGGGAAACGGAGACAGCUCCUCUGCUCUUCGCUGCCGCCUGUUGGGCGCCGGCUCGAGCUGCGAGCGCGUCAGCGCGAAUCCAGGAGAAGAAACCUCGAGUUGGUGGCGCGAGGAAACUCGAUUUUAUCUCCGGGCGAGACAGGCGCGGACGGACUGCCUGCAGGUGUAGCGGCUCGGACGCGAUGCGAGGGUGAGCCGUUGCGCGAGGAGUCGGGCAGAGCGCGCGGAAGGAACUUCGAUGAAGAGGAGAGAGCACGGCGAGACAGAGAGGUCGCGCGAAAGUCGAGACACAAGGCGCUUCGUUCAGCGUAUGCUGAGGCGAGAAGAAGCGAGCUCGAGAAACGGGCGGAUCUCUCGAGAGACGCGUGUCUCGGCGGAGAAAGAGGAGACGCGUUUCCAGAAGAAACCAUGCCGGAAGCCUUUUCAGAAGACUUUUCGGAAGGUGAGACGAGGAGGGCAAGCUCAGCCGGCUUCUUCACUGAAGAGGAAGAAGCGGAGUGCCGGUUGGGGGGAAGUCCGGAGGAGCGAGUGGAGUCUGGAGAGGUGGAGGGGAUGAGUUUCAGAGCAACGUUCUCCGGUUUGAGGAGAAGGAUCGAAGGCGACAACGAGGAGGAGGAAAGGGCAGACGAGAAUGAGAUUGCACGCAAGCCGCAGGUGUGCCAUUACGAAAGAAAGGACGAGCAGUGCGGACGGAAUGGAAGCUCUCUUGCGGUUGAGAGUCGGAAGCGAGAGAACAAGCAGGACAAAGCGAGCCUGGAGGCGGCCUGGCAGCUGAGAGGAAGCGCAGCCGCAAGCGCUUCGACCCCAGAAACAUGGCCGACACUGGAGCCGGAGAAAGAGCACCGGAGCCGCGGCACGGUUGCCCGGUCGCGGUCUCUGGGCGAGGAGACAGUCGGAGACACUUUGGAGACGGACACCGAACUGCGAGACCGCGCAGCAAACGAGACCGGAAACAUGCGAGAUCGCAGGCUGCGAGAGGACGCCCAUGCCGUCGCCCUUCAGCAGGCGCGUUUGUCUGGGCGCUUGGAGGAGAUCGACCGUCGAGUCUACGAAAAACGCGAUGCACUCCGUCAGUGCGAAGAAGAGUUCUCUUCUCUCAAUGCCCCACAGCUUGCGCGCUUCUUCUUCUCCUCCUCCUUGUCGACCGCCGCGCCCAGCGUAGUGGCGCCUGCCGUCGCGAGGAGCGUGUCUCUGCUGCGAGAGAGGAGACGGAAGAUCGCGAAAGAGCUGAAAGAGACGGAGGCCCGGAGAAGCGAGCUGUGCACCCUCCUGGCCUCACUCGCGAACCGAAAGCAGGUGCUCAAUGCAGAGCUGAGGAGGAGAUGUCGCCAGCAAUCUCUGAGGCAGGUGGAGCUUCCAGAGAAAGAUGAAAAAGGUCGAGAUCAGAGAGCAACAGACGUACUCCGUGAGGCAGAGCGGAAUGGCGCGCGCCCCAGGGGACUGCGCAGCCAGAGUCAAGAGGGUCAAGGUCCGUUUCCUGCGAACGGAGAAACAGGGGAGCAGGAGGGAGGCAGUCCAGACUUCGCUUUGGCGCUUCCAGCUCUGCCGGAAAGAAGCGGCGGGAACAGGCCAUGGUUCUCAACUCCAUCGAUCCGCGAAUUAACCGCAGGACUCUUCUCGCCCAAAGAGAGCGAGCAAGGGAACCCCCCAACAGCAAGAGAAGCAGGUGAGAGAGGAGCGCCGAAAGAGAGCGCCGCUGGAGACAGACACACGGGGACCAAGCAGGAAACGGUGAGACAAAGAUCCUCGUCGAGAGGGAGGUCUUCCUCGCGCAUGGGAGCCUCCGUUGCUCGCAACAUGUCUCGAGAGGCGAAGCAGGGAGAGCGCAUUUCAGUGAGAGAAGGCAGCGGCGAGAAGAAGUCUGAGAGAGGACGAAGUCGACAAGACUCUCGCGCAAGAGAGACACAGGCAGCAGGCGAGAAGAAAGUCGACUCACCCUCUCGUUUCUGCGGAGACAAGCAAGGGACAGCAGAGGCGCCUGCGCCUCCUGUUGAGGCUGCCGAGCCUUGCGAAGCGAGUCGCGGCGGGGAAGGUCCGAGGAAGAGUGUGGGCAUGCUCUUUUCUGGACUUAAAUCGUUUUUCGACCUUGCGCAAGAAAGUCCGCAGAAAGUUCUCCAAAGCGUGAGGCAACAGCAGAAGGGAAGCGCAAGAGAGGACGAGUUGAUGCCUUCGCGUUUCCCUUCUCGACCGCGCAGAAUGUCGCCGUCGGGGAGAGUUCGUCUCCAGGAGACUCCAGAGGAGACACCCGUCUCUGGGGGCAACUGUCCCUCUCGCGACCCCAGUCUCCACCUCGUGUCUCUCAGAGCGCGCGAAGAUGUCUCGAUCUGCUUUCAAGAAGAACUCGAGGCAGAAAUGCAGGCGUUCGAGGGCAGGGAAGCAGUCCGACGACGACCUGAGCGGCCUCGAGGCGAACAUGCGGAGGGAGAAACAGUGGAAGAAGACCCGGAGAGAAGCAGCAAAGCCGACAGCGCCUUCUCUCCGAAAAGUCCUCGCGAGGAUGAACAGACGAACCACAGGGAUUCUUCCUUCUCUCCCUCGACACUGAAGAAGAGACCGACACCCGCGUCUGGCCCUGGAGAGCCAGCCACAAGGAAAGACGCGGAGAAAGUCGAGGAAGAGAAGGUGGAGAAAGAGCAAGUGGAGAAAGAGAAAGUGGAGAAAGAGAAGGUGGAGAAAGAGAAAGUGGACGAUGGAAGGGAGGAGAAGGAAGAGAAACAGGCGGAAGAGUCUCGUGGCGUCUCAUGGCAACUGGAGAAACGUUCAGAGGCAAAGAAGAGAGAGCAGAGCCGCGCUCGCGGACCCAGUGCGGCAACGACGUUUACCUCCCGCCUCAGGACUCUCGAGUCGCGAGAAAAGAGACAAAGUCUUCAAGGCGAACAGAAGGCGGCCGAACAGAAACGCAGGCUUCACGCUUCUCCGGAGGCCAGGAGAGGUGGGGUGAAGCGAGAAAGCGAGAAAAAAGGAGACAGAGGAUACACACACACCGGAGUCGAACGGAAACUAGAAAGCAAAGCCACAGGGAUCACCCACAGAGGCCAGACGGCCUCUUCGUUGUCGUCCUCCUCUUCUGCUUCCUCUUCAUCUUCCUCCUCUUCUGCUUCCUCUUCAUCUUCCUCCUCUUCGUCUUCAGCUUCCUCUUCUGCUUCCUCUUCUUCCUCCUCUUCGUCGACUGUUUCCUCUUCUGCUUCCUCUUCUUUCUCCUCUUCGUCUUCAGCUUCCUCUUCUGCUUCCUCUUCUGCUUCCUCUUCGUCCUCCUCUUCGUCUUCCUCUUGCUUGCAGAUUUUUGAUGGCAAGCAAGAGAUUCGACAGCGGCGGGCGAAGGUGUUGGCGCUCGCAGCCAAACAGAGAGAACAAGCGAGAAAGAGAAGGGGCGAUCUUCAGCCUCGGGUCGUGCAGCGAGAGACAGAAGCGAGCGUUCGACCUCCUUCGAAAGUGGAGAGUUAUCCGUCUUCCGAGGGAAAACAGGAAGAAGAGAGGAGUGAAUCGAAGGAGACAAACAAGGACCUCUUUGCUCGUCGAGAUCAGCGUCUGCGUCUGUUCAUCAGGAGACAGCAAGAAGAGUUGCGGCGUCUCCAGGCUUCCCAGGCCGAGACCGUCGGCGCGUCCUCCGAUGCAGAUCUGCGUGCCUUCUCGAUCCCCUCUGUGCCGUCUUCUUCCCUCUCUGCUGAAGUGAGUGAGAUCUUGUCGCAAGGUCCUCUCGUCCUUCAAGAUGGCGUCGUUGUGCUCACGGAAGGGCAGGCAGCGUUGGCGGCAGCCCGCGAGGCGGCUCGGCUUCUCGGUCCGGAAGGCGAGAGAUUCUGCAAGCAAGGUGUCAGCGAAGAGCGGCGACGCGAAGGCGCCGAACAGAGAGUCGCCUGGGAUAAGGAACGGGGACAAUUCGCCGCAGGAAAGAGAACUCCGGAGUUUCCUGGAAACAACGCGCUUCUUGACGAGGUGCGAGAAGACGCAGGUGGCGGAGGGGUGGCGACGGCGGCUGACAGGGGGGCGUCUGUACAUCGCGGCGCUUCGCGGUUCGAAGAAGAGCGGCUCUUGUCUCGAGACGGUUUACUGGAAGAAAGAGAAGAACUGGAAGAGUUUGAUCCGACGCGGAGGUCUCCUCCACUUUUGAGGCAGUCCGCGCUGGUGCGCUCAGAGUCCUACGACACCACACGUUGCUCGUCGUACGUGGAAGACGGCAAGGGAGGAGAGCGAGAGAAAGCGGUACCUGUUGUUGAGACGCAGAGGGAGCUGUCGGAAAACGGAACGGCCAGCUCUGCUGUCUCCAGUGUUGAGCGCGUGAGACUGGAGUCCAGGUUUUCAGAGGGAGACGCUCUGCAAAGGGAGACAAGCGACCUCGGCGAGCCGGACAGGUCUCUGCGUGGAGACAGCCCCCGAGACAAGAUGCUGGGCUCUGGAAACAGAGCUGCAGACAUGCUGACUCUAAGAGACUGCGGACGUGGAGCGAAGUCGCCGCGAGCGGUGUCCUGCGCAGGUGCGUGUACGCCGUCGGCGAGGCAGGCUGAGAAGCUGGAGACGCCGCGGAAGGAGCUGCUGGAGAUCCGCAGCAAGGCAAAUGUCGCGACAGACACCGGUCUCGACGGUGUCUGGUCCGGAACGCCGGCGUCGCGGGUGGCGGUACGGACGUCGCUUUCCCUCAUGCUGCAGAAGGUCGAGCCGCGAGCGUGCGGUGCGCAGCCCGUUGCGUCUCACGAGCGGCGAAUCGUGACUCCGCGACACCUGGGCAGAGAAAGCAACUCUGCGCUUCUGGCGAAGUUCUUGGACUCGCAGAAGACGGAGGAGUCAGGCGCAGACACGGAGAGCGAGGAGAGGCGCAGAGGCCCGGGUGCAUGCCUGGUGGCGAAACGCGGUACGGGCAGCGGCACAGAGGCGGUGGGUGUGACGCUCGCAGCGCUGGUAUCCUCUUCGAGUUCGGUUUCUCUCACUCCGCGAGGAGCAGCUCGCGCGGCCGGGAGAGACAGAGGGCAGGCGAGUAUGCAGGUGCAGCAGAAGACGCGGGGCGCCUCACAGACCGCGCGAACGGAAGAGGGCAGAGACAGGGACGACAGGCUCUCUCUGUUAUCUCUCGAAGAGUCGGGCGUCAUGGACUCCCCGCGCAGCUGGACGACCCGGGAAGAAGAGAGCGCAUGGGCAGGGUACUUCCAACAGGUUGCCGAGGAGAGGAGGCGACCGAGCUUCGCGGAAGGAGUCGGGGACAGAAGACGAGGAAAUCGCGGUGGACCUCGCAGCGGCGAGCAGGCAAGCAGUGCAAAACGGAGUCUCUGUCCUGCUGUGGACGCGCGACAGAUUCGAGAGGAAGGCAGGGGAAACGCGGGUGAAGACGCGUGGUGCGAGAGUGGGGGAGACGAGGACGCACGCUUUGCGGAGCAAGCAGAGAGUCGGGAAGGCGGGGAGAGAGCGACGCGUUCAUUUGCCUCUUUUGCUGCGGUGGCCGCAGAAAGACAGAGCCUACGCAGUGCACGAGGUAAAUGGAGAGAAGAGCUAGGACGAAUAGAAGAAGACGUGAGAGCCGACGUCGAGAUACACUGUGCUGUCGACAGGCUUGUCGAGACAGAACACACCCGACAAGACAGAAGACUACAGAGGGAAGACCGACUAAGAGGCAGAUACGCGACAGAAAACGAGGAUUGCUACUAUACAGCCGAGCUAGAAAACGAAUUCUGAGAAUCGGCUCCCGGAUAGCGGCUCAGAGACCUGUGAAUCGAGGCUCGUUUGUCCAGGAAACGCGCCUGUCUUCGAAGCGUGUUUGGACAUACAUGCGUGUAAGUUCAUAUUUAGUUUUAUCUCAGUGUACAUACGUCUACGUGAUGCCUGUCGUGCGUAUCCAAUCGGGAAGCGUGCAUAUGGCCGUCCUUUGUGUGCAUCCCAAGUACCUAUUUCUAAAUAUUGAUGGCCGAGGCGGCAAAGACAAGCGCAGGAAUAGAGUGCUUCUGAAGACUGAGUGUGGCCGUGGAUAGUCCCGUGAAAUGUCUAAAGGGGCUUGCCGACUGAGAAGUCUUUUCAAGAAAAAACAUCGC
This is a messenger RNA of Toxoplasma gondii ME49, 11444 nucleotides long. RefSeq lists its product as hypothetical. The record is from RefSeq and is a predicted model, not a curated record. NCBI's taxonomy places the organism in Eukaryota, Apicomplexa, Conoidasida, Eucoccidiorida, Sarcocystidae. The transcript is spliced from 6 exons. The coding region runs from base 1 to 11091 and encodes 3696 amino acids.